AUUCUUUUGCUGACUCUCUCUCCGUCCCUUUUCUUCUUUUCUUCCUCUUUACUUCUUCUCUAAUAUAUCAUUUUCCCACCCCUCAUUUCUCGAUUGCCCACUUCAGGAAAAUAAAGAAAAGGGUCUCCUUUGGACCUUCUCUGAGUCUGGCUAUGUUGAUUUGAAAAAAGCUACUUCUCAUCAAGAAUGGGUUCAGGUGAUUGGUUUAAGACAAUUAUUAGCUUAGGAAAAUCAAAAGGAGGCAGAUCAAAGAAAGCAAAGGGUAUCUUAGCUCCCAAGAAAGUAAAUGCGUCCAAAUCAAACAAUUGUACAAGAAAAGAGUCUAAUGGUUUAGCAAAUGGUACUAAAAGUGAAAGCCUUGUAUCAGCUGGGGUAUCAAUUGAAACAGUUGCUGCAACAAGGAUCCAGACUGCAUUCCGAGCUUAUAAGGCUAGAAAAGCUCUAGGUCGCUUGAAAGGGUUCACAAAACUGAAGAUCCUAACAGAUGGUUACUCUGUUAAAAAGCAAGCCAGUACAGCUAUAACGUACCUUCAUUCAUGGAGCAAAAUACAGUCUGAGAUUAGAGCUCGCCGCAUCUGUAUGGUAACAGAAGACAGGAUCAGGCGGAAGAAACUAGAGUCUCAACUAAAACUUGAGGCAAAGCUUCAUGAUCUGGAGGUUGAAUGGUGUGGUGGUUCUGAAACUAUGGAGGAAAUCCUUGGAAGGAUACAUCAAAGGGAAGAAGCAGCAGUUAAGCGUGAAAGAGCCAUGGCAUAUGCCUUUUCCCAUCAGUGGAGGGCCAACUCCAGUCAGAGCCAAUUGCUAGGUAAUUAUGAACUUAGCAAAGCUAAUUGGGGUUGGAGCUGGAAGGAGCGUUGGAUUGCUGCUCGGCCAUGGGAAAGCCGUGUCUCCAGUUCCAUUAAGAAAGCUCCACACAAGCAGUCAAGCAAGGUUCAGAAGGAUAAGAGCACAUCAUCAACACCUAAAACCCCUCUUUCAGUUAAACCUACUUCAGCCAAUGGUAAAGGAACUCCUCCUUUGGGCAAUGCAAAAGGGGCUUUAAAAGCUAGGAGAUUGUCUUAUCCAACAACAGAAAAAUCUGUGGUUCAAGAAGGAGUGCAAUGAGUCCUCAACAUGGUUGCCAAGAUAGAGCACAUCAUCAAAACCUAAAAC
This is a messenger RNA of Abrus precatorius (Indian licorice), 1152 nucleotides long. Its product is annotated as protein IQ-DOMAIN 1-like. The record is from RefSeq and is a predicted model, not a curated record. Gene Ontology annotation, molecular function: protein binding. The transcript is spliced from 7 exons. Lineage: Eukaryota; Viridiplantae; Streptophyta; Magnoliopsida; Fabales; Fabaceae. The coding region runs from base 187 to 1104 and encodes 305 amino acids.